AUGCUGUCGACUUUGUUUUCUUUAAUGUUAAUUUUAAUUGGAAUACAGAUAACACAAGGUCAACUGUUGAUUAGACCUACUUAUGUUUAUCGAAAUUUAAUACGCAAUGUGCACGAUUUUUUUAAUAACACAUGCAUUAUACUCUUGCACGGUACUCCCAAUGUUAUGGAGAAUACUAGUUUGGAUGAGGCCACGGAAUUGUUUUCCCUUCAAAGAUAUUUAAGUGGUACUCUUCAUAUUCGUACGGUCGUUAUGGAUUUUCAUAUGUUCAAGACACGAGUGGGUGAAAGUUAUUAUCACAUAAAAAGGCCACUGUUCGUCUUGUUGAAUGAUUACAAUGAUACGAGGGACGAGCUCGCAUAUGUUUCCACAUGGCUGGCAAUGGAGUAUCCAACUUGGCUGCUCUUCUUCAGGAAAGGGACCCAAAUCGAAGUAUUUUUUCAUAAUAUUUACGUACCAUUUGAUUGCCAAUUGAUGGUAACUCGAGAUAACGAAAAUGGAACUGGUGAGGUGAUCUUGGAGGUCUAUCAAAUUGAUGCACAGUCGAAAAUCAGAAUUAUGAAUUUCGGUUCUUGGGAUAGAAUGAAUGGUUUCAAAGGGCCUACGUUGAGUCUCUAUCAAAGAAGGAAUAGUCUUUACGGACAUAACAUACGUGUUGUCAUGGCCCACGAUCCACCGGUGUCCUUAAUACAUCGUAACGAAGAAAACGAGAUUGUUGAGGUUAGUGGUUUCUUUGGGGAGUUGAUGAAAUUGCUGCAAGAAGGUAUGAAUUGCACAUUAACUUACACGGAAGCGGAUUCUUGGGGAUUAAAUCUAUUAAAUGGAACUUGGACAGGUGCUGUAGGGAUAUUGGUAAAGAAUGAAGCUGAUAUUGCAGGCAUGGAACUAAUGAUGACAUCUGAUAGAUUAGACGCCAUCGACUUCACUACUCCCGUUUAUUCUACGAAGUGCCGUACAUUCAUAAAAAGACCGGAUUCAACAUCUAUAAAAUGGCGAGCUUAUACAUCACCCUUUGGUGCCUAUAUUUGGUACUUUAUCGGUUUGUUGAUUCUUCUGAGUAGUGGACUGAUCAUGAUAAUAAAAAUUGUAAUUAAAAUAGUAUCUUAUUAUGAGGAUUUCGAACAUUCACCGUCAACAUUUUCAGAGAUAAUAUUUUACGUUUUUGGAGCAUUUUGUAAUCAAGGUAUGCAACAAUCGUUGUUAGAUCCGGUUCGUAUGGUGCAGUUUGUUAUCCACUUAACAGCUGUUGUUGUAUUGGCCGCUUAUUCUGCAGCACUCAUAAGUUUCCUGGCUAUCAAAACUUUUGUUAUGCCUUUCACAACUAUGGAAGGUCUUCUCAAGGAUGGUACUUAUCGAUUUGCAGUGGUUCAACAAUCCGCCGAUUAUACUUUUUUUCAAAAUACUUCGGAUAAAGUGCUCAGUGUAUUGUUUGACAAUAUUUUAACGAAAGAGACCGAUCUACCAAUCAAUUAUUUUGAUGGUCUUCGUCGUGUUUGCAAGGAAAACAAGUAUGCCUUUAUGGCGAUGGACAAUAUAGCAGCAGAAUUGCAACGAAAACUCACUUGCAGCGUGGAAUCUCUCGAUACUAUAAUGCAAACGACUAUAGCGAUGGCUGUACCUAAUAGAAGUCCAUAUGACGGUAUUAUUAAUUCCAAUAUUCUGAUGUUGAGAGAUAGUGGAAUACUUCAACGUUUACUGAACACAGAAUGGUCUAAUCAAUUCACAAAGCCUAAAAGUAAAUGGACGUCGGUUGAGCUUUACGACAUGGUGCCAUUAUUAAUUUUCAUGUUUGGUGGCUCCGUUGUUAGUUCAUUUUUGCUUUCAUUAGAAUAUAUAGUACAUCAAAAAGUCGUUAAUAUUAACACACUGCGAAUCAUACGAAAAAGAUCGUAAUUUGCGUCCAUCAUUGCAACCAAUGAACAAAAUCAUUUCGUCAUAUUUGUAAAUAGUCUUUGAAGAAGAAUGCAAUUUCUAUUUUUUUAAUUUAAAUGAAGGGAUUUUCUUGAUUCAUAUUAUUCGAUGUAAUCAUUUUAAUGAGAACACAAGCAAUGUUUUUAGACUCUUACAGUUUCAAAUCAGAUUAUACCAAUGAGGAUGCUGUUAAAUAGCUUCGUUUGAUUGUGUAAUGCAUAUAUGUUGUAUAGCACUUUUCCUUGAUUUUUGUAUUCAAAUUCGACGUGUCCGAAAGAAAAAUAUCUGUGCUAUAAAAAAAAACCCGUAAACAAAAUUCUGUGCAAUAACCGAUAUUGCCCAUAAUAGAUACAAAGGAUAUGAAUGUGACGACCUUGUUUCACUCGUUUCAUUGUUUGCAACUGACAGAAUGCAACAUUUAAUUGUUCGCUGGCCAGGCGAGUAAUUUUCUCCUUUUAUGUACAAAGACGGAAGUCAGAUAUUCUAACUGGAAUCUCAAGCUCCAUAUGGCUCCGAAUAUGUGUAAAAAAGUGUGUAAUAUUAUAUUAGCUUAGAUCGUAAUAUUUAUUCGUUCGUGAUUUCUCUUUGUGUUCUCGCAACAAUGGGAUGGUCCGCUGUUCCUUUCAAAGAUAUGCCUUCGCGAACGCUGCGAUGAAAAGGGAAUAACAAAUAAAGACUCAUUUUUAGACCACGUGCGAUUUCACAUUAUUAUUGAAGAACUUUGAUUUUAAAGAUUAAAUCUUUUACACAU
Messenger RNA from Polistes canadensis, 2662 nucleotides. RefSeq names its product probable glutamate receptor. NCBI's taxonomy places the organism in Eukaryota, Metazoa, Arthropoda, Insecta, Hymenoptera, Vespidae. Gene Ontology annotation, cellular component: membrane. The coding region runs from base 1 to 1893 and encodes 630 amino acids. The record is from RefSeq and is a predicted model, not a curated record. Gene Ontology annotation, molecular function: glutamate-gated receptor activity. The transcript is spliced from 11 exons.